Saccharomyces eubayanus is the source of this 5751-nucleotide messenger RNA. RefSeq names its product DNA-binding protein RIF1 (gene RIF1). The record is from RefSeq and is a predicted model, not a curated record. The coding region runs from base 1 to 5751 and encodes 1916 amino acids. Gene Ontology annotation, cellular component: nucleus. Lineage: Eukaryota; Fungi; Ascomycota; Saccharomycetes; Saccharomycetales; Saccharomycetaceae. Gene Ontology annotation, biological process: telomere maintenance. The transcript has a single exon.
AUGUCCAACGAUUUUUCAGAUAAGAAGAAGCAUACCAUAGAUCGAAUCGAUCAGCACAUUCUUCGAAGGUCUCAACAAGAUGCCCAUUCCAGUGGGAACUCUCCAUGGAUGAAGGCCAAAUUGCCACCUCCGCCUUCUCCACAAGCCCAUAUGCACAUACAAAGCGAUUUAUCACCAACUCCAAAGAGACGAAAGCUAGUAUCUCCAAGUAUUAACGAAAACGAUCAGUUGCAUUUGUCAGAAAGUCACGAACAUAUAAGCUUAGAAGAUACACAAAGUAAGCUAAUGCAAAGUCUACCUGAAAUAUCUGCUUCAAACAGUAACAACGUAUCUCCAGUGACAAAAAGUGUAGCUUUUUCUGAUAGAAUAGAAUCGUCACCAAUUCACCACAUACCAGGUUCUUCACCAAAACCUUCUCCAUCAAGUAAACCGGGCAAAUCAAUUUUAAGGAACAGAAUGCCGUCGACGAGAACUGUAAGUGACCUAAGCUACAACAAACUCCAACAUUCUCAGCACCAGUUGCACAACGGUAACAUUUUUACAUCGCCUUAUAAGGAAACUACUGGAAUAAAUCCUCGUACUUUGGAUUAUUGGGUUAGCGGCGAAAUCCAUAGUUUAAUUGAUAACGAAAGCGUUUCAGAGUUUAAGGAUAUAAUUGAGGGUGGACUGAGCAUUCUGCGCCAGGAAUCGGAAGAAUAUGUGGCCAGAAGAUUUGAGGUAUAUGCGACAUUUAACAAUAUUAUCCCCAUUUUAACGGCAAAAAAUGUUAACGAAGUUGAUCAGAAAUUCAACAUUCUCAUCAUUAAUGUAGAAACUAUUAUCGAAAUAUGCAUGCCUCAUCUACAGAUGACUCAGGACACAUUGCUGAGUUUUAGUGAAAAGAAAAAUCCAUUCGUAAUCAGGCUGUAUGUUCAAAUGGUACGGUUUUUCGGGGCUAUUAUGUCCAAUUUCAAAAUCAUGAAAUGGCUAAUGAAAAGACCAGAUCUAGUGAAUCAACUGAAAGUUAUUUACGAAUGGACAAAUAAAGCACUAAAAAGUGAAAAUUCAAAUAAGAUAAUAAUUACUGCUCAAGUAUCUUUCUUAAGAGAUGAGAAAUUCGGUACUUUUUUCUUAAGUGAUGAGGAAAUCAAGCCAAUCAUUGACACUUUCACUGAAAUAAUAGAAAUCAAUAGCAACAACCUAAUAUGCGAAAAACUGCUACUCAUCAGAGGAUUUUUGAGUAAGUAUCCAAAGUUAAUGAUUGAAACAGUAACUUCUUGGCUACCAGGUGAAGUACUACCCAGAAUUAUAAUUGGGGAUGAGGUUUAUUCUAUGAAGAUUCUCAUCACUUCCAUAGUUGUGUUGCUGGAACUCCUGAAAAAGUGUCUAGACUUCGUAGAAGAACAUGAAAGGAUUUACCAAUGUGUUAUGGUUUCGCCUGUAACAGAAACAAUUAAUAAAAAGUUUUUAUCUAGAUUACCGUUAAACUCAAAUGAUGCUGGCGAUCUUGACAAAAUCACAAUAGGCCAUCUGCUGACGGAGCAAAUAAAAUAUUACAUUGUGAAAAAAAAUGACAAUAAACUAGCAAUGGACUUAUGGCUUUCCAUGACUGGACUGCUAUACGAUAACGGAAAGACAGUAUAUGAUUUGAUAUCGGAAUCCAGCAAAACAUGGUUCGAUCUAAAUCAUUUGUGCUUUAUGAACGAGCAACCGAAGACCCGCUUAAUGUCUAUUAAGGUUUGGAGAAUUAUUACUUACUGCAUUUGUACAAAAAUAUCUUUGAAAAAUGAAGAAAAGAACGAAAGGUUACUGUCACUAUUACAAACUCCUUUUCAGAUGACAUUGCCACACGUAAAUGAUCCGAGUGCUAGAGAAGGAAUCAUUUACCAUUUUCUGGGUGUCGUUUACACUGCAUUCACAAGUAAUAAAAAUUUAUCCAUGGAUAUGUUCAACCUUUUUUGGGACAGUUUAAUUGCCCCAAUUUAUGAAAAUUUUGUUUUCAACUAUAACUCUAUUCAAUUACAGAAUGUGCCCUUAACAGUUUUGCAUUUACUAAUUGGGGGUAAGAAUUCUGAUGUUGUGUUGGAGAGGAAAAACAAAAAGCAUAUUCAUUCUAUGAGUGUAAUAGCCUCAGAAGGUGUGAAAAUCAAAGACAUUUCGAGCUUACCUUUAUCAAUUAUCAAAUCCGCAUAUGACAAAAUUAUGAAGGUCGUGUUUCAGGGCGUAAAGACAGCCAUGUCUAAUGUCAACUUAGCCCAUGAUUUGAUUCUUACAUCUUUGAAACAUCUCCCAGAAGAUAGAAAAGAUCAGAGCCAUUUAGAGGCUUUCAGUAGUUUGAUUUUGGAAGUUGCAGAAAAUAACAAAGAUAAACCAAUUUUUCGUGAAUUUUUUGGAGCUGUAUGUUCUUCGUUUGUUCACGCAUUUUUAGACUUGUUCUUAAGAAAGAAUGAUUCAUCAUUGAUAAACUUCAAUAUCCGAUUUUCACAAAUCGGCAGUCCACAAGAAAAUAUAACACUUAACCUGUUGAAAGAUGUUAUUCGGAAAUCUCGGAACGAGACAUCUGAGUUUGUGAUAAUGGAAAAGUUUCUAGAGUUAAAGGAUAAGAAAACUGAAAUAUAUGCCCAGAAUUGGGUCGGUUCAAUACUGCUAGCGCCGAACAUAUCCUUCAAGGAAUUCCAAAGUUUGGCAGGCAUUGUAGAUCAAGUUCCAAACGAACACUCCAUUGAAAACUUUCUGGACCUGUGUUUGAAGCUCUCUUUUCCAGUUAACCUUUUUGCAUUAAUUCAUGUGUCCAAAUGGUCAAACGAUAAUUUUAUUUAUUUCAUUCAAAGCUACGUUUCAAAAAAUAAAAAUAAACUGGAUACGGAUCUAGUUGCGCUAUUAAAAACCUCUUUGCCAGGAAACACUGAGCUAUUCGUGGGUUUGCUUCCAUUUUUGAUACAAAACAAAUUCAUGAGUAUCUUGGAAUACUGUGUUUGCUCUAAUCCUAAUUUAUUGAGCUAUAUUUCUGAUGUCAAUUCUGAUUUACUACUGGAAUUAUUACCACGUAGUAGGACGUCCUAUUUCGUUGCAAAUAUACAAUCAUUCAAGCAUGCCGAACAGCUGAUCAUAAUUUGUUGGUUAUUGGAGGGCCAAGAACUUGAUCAGAUAAAUAAAAACUUUCCAGAAAUAAAGAAUAUCUUGUUACACACUCCUUCCGAUGAAUUGGAAAAAUCGAAUAUAAUUAGAGAACUUCUUCAACAAGCUACGAAAAAUCCAAUUGAACCGUUAUUUAGCGAGUUAUUGGACUUCUGCAUAGACAAUAGCACAGUGAAUAUUCUGGAUGAAUUCUGUGAAACUAUGAAUGAUGAAAUUCUUUUAAAAAUAAACCCGAAACUACUGUUGGGACUAAUAACGUAUAGAGGCAAGCCAAAUGAGGCUUUGCUAACAGUACUUGCUGAAAAUAUUGGGAGUGCCGAUAGCGAAUACAAGUUCGAGUUACUUGAAAAGAUCAUUGCACGCAAGGAACUUUCAAUUUUGGAAAGAUUGAAAGAAUCAUUUUUCAUUUUCUUGCUGGAUCCAGUUAGUAGGUCAAACAAGCAAAACCAUGACAAUGGUACUAAAAUGUUUUGCGAACUGGUUCUGCUAUACCUUACCAAACCUCUUUCCCGGGGUGCUGCUAAGAAAUUCUUUUCCAUGCUUAUUAGCAUAUUACCGGCAAAUCCUGACCGUCAAAGUAUAGAUUUGGUUCAUUUACUAGUUGAUAUUAUUAAAUCACAUAAUCGGAAGUUCAAAGAUAAAAGGACUUAUAAUGCAACAUUAAAAACGAUAGAAAAGUGGAUCCAUGAUUCAGAAGUAGCAAAUCAAAGAGACCCUGAUAAGGAGGCAGAUGAUACGCGCAAUGAUAUCUCAAUACACACACCACAAGGCUUAGAGAAUGAUAAGAGCGUUCCACAAAAUUUGCAAAAAGCAUCGAAUAUUGAAGAAAUUCAAGUUCCCGCUACACAAGGUAUAAAGGAUCUUCCGUCCUCAUCACAAUUACUUUUACGGGCUGAUGCAGAAGAUUUUUACAUAAGAAAGGUUAAAAACAUCCCAAUCAUGAAGCUCACACAGCAGGAAAUACCCUCUAAACUGGGAAGAUCAUUUACUGACGAGACAUUAGAAGAAGUGGAUAAUGAAAGCGUCGAAGAAAUAGAUCAACAGGCAAAAAGUACACAAAUAAAUAACGAGACUGUUAACCAUAAAGAUAUCCAAUACAGUAAGAGUGAUGAUACGGAAGUAUCAGAGCUUCAUGAAGAUGAUGCCGAGGAAAAUUCUUCUGAAGUGAAAGUGGGCCAAGAAGCAAAGACUUUUAUUGGUGAACAGACGGAAGUAACAAAAAAAGUUAUUGACACUAAAUGCGGUCAAAAUGUACAUACCGAUGACUCUCUACAGCGUUCUCCCAAAAUAAAUUCAGACUCUGAGGCUGAGAAAUCAAGGUUUCAGGUAAACGAAAUUAAGAAAAGUAAAAGGGUGGUGAGUGUUUCAGCUUCUGAACACGAAGCGAUAUCGCGUAGUACUAAGAGUAUAGAUAUCAACAUUAAAAAUGUGAUUAUUCAGCCAUCUUCUUCAACUUCAAAGGAUAUUAAAAACAUAGGGACCGGUUUUAGUCAAGACUUAUUAAUUGCCCCUUUGGAUUCCAAAGAACAACUCAUGGGUAAGGAUGACGUAAAAGAACAGGACCGGCAAGACUACAGGCGAGACGAACAUGGUUUUGCUCGUGAAGUUAAUAGCAAAUUGCUCACAGAAAGCUGGAACACACAUAAGCAACUUGUGGAUAAAAAAACUUCAAAAGAUGAUGCAAUGAAAGACAAAAGCCAAAUGUGUGCCAUUGGAGAAGCUACAUCAAUCAAUAAAAAAGAUAUGCAUAAUAAAAUUGGGAGCCCAGGUGAAAUUCUACUGCCAAAUACCUUUAUGAGAAAAGGUGAACCGAAAACUAGUACGUUGCAUUCUAGUGCAAAUGAACAUGAUGCGGUUUCGGGAGAAAAUCUGAGCCAUGAAAUAGAUACAAUGGGCAGUGAGAAGGGAAAUAAUGAGAGGACUUGUAACAUGCAGGGACAGUGUACUGUGGAAAAAGCUAGAGAAACUGGAACAACUAAGCCCAAUAAGGAGUUGAAUGGCCAGCACAAAGGUGGAAAAGAGGUCACCGCGAAGGACGACUUCGUUAUAGUUGAAGACCAUGGAGACGAUGAAGGCUUUUUAAAAACAAUGGAACAAGAAGCAUCGAGAGAAACAAGUCUCACAAAAGAAGAAUUUGAAGUAGCAGAUACUUCAGUGCUACCGGAGAUACGUAUACCUAUUUUCAAAUCCCUAAAAAUGCAAGAGCCAAAGAGCCAGACAGACCAGAUGAAAGCAAGGUUGAAAAAACAUGAAUUGAUGCCUCCCGAUUCACCUCCACGCUUGGCUGCAAACACCACUAUUAAAAAUGUAAAUACCCACUUGGUUGCAGUUGGAAAAGCACCAGAAGGAAAACAAGAAAAUGAUGGUAAAAUUCAUCUGGGCCAAGUGCAAAGAGAUACAGACGGUGAUCCGGCGGACGGGAACGAAGACGCUACUUCUAGGGAAGCUACGCCUUCAUUAAGGGUCCACUUUUCCUCAAAAAAGUCAAGAAAAUUAGUGAGCAGGUUAAGAGGUUUUACACCAGGAGAUUUGAACGGAAUAUCUCUAGAAGAAAGGAGAAACUUGAGGAUCGAAUUAUUGGAUUUCAUGAUGAGGCUCGAAUACUAUUCUAACAGGGACAAUGACAUGAACUGA